CCCCCCUUUGCCCACCCAACCGUCACGGUUUGACGUCACCUCCGCCUCCACUGAACCCGGCCGUGUGAGCGCGCGCGCGUGCGAGCGCGAGCGACGUUUCUGUUUGGGAGGUUUUCUGUCGAGUCGACUUUGACUGAGACGAGGUUUUGUGUUUAAAGAGUUUCUCUCUACGACGAGGGCGACGUUUAAACCAUGAACGCGCCGCCGGCAUUCGAGUCGUUCCUGCUCUUUGACGGCGAGAAGAAGAUCACCAUCACCAAGGACACGAAGGUCCCCAACGCUUGCCUCUUCACCAUCAACAAGGAGGACCACACCCUGGGAAACAUCAUCCGGGCGCAGCUCCUGAAGGACCCCCAGGUGCUGUUUGCAGGCUACAAGGUGCCUCACCCCCUGGAGCACAAGGUGGUGGUGAGGGUGCAGACCACAUCGGACUACAGCCCCCAGGAGGCCUUCACCAACGCAGUCACAGACCUCAUAUCAGAGGUGUCGCUGUUGGAGGAGAGGUUCAAGGUCGCAAUGAAGGACCGCCAGGAGGGCAAUGAAUGAGUCGGAACCACGUCACGUGACCACCUAAGUCACGUGAACCACCUAUGAUGCACACCACAGACAAAGCUCCCCAGGUAGCCUCUAGCAGGGCUGCAGGGGCAAGUGCUGUUAGUGGCGAGUAGCACCACCUAUGAA
Petromyzon marinus (sea lamprey) is the source of this 681-nucleotide messenger RNA. Its product is annotated as DNA-directed RNA polymerase II subunit RPB11-a. Gene Ontology annotation, cellular component: RNA polymerase II, core complex. Gene Ontology annotation, biological process: transcription by RNA polymerase II. The record is from RefSeq and is a predicted model, not a curated record. Lineage: Eukaryota; Metazoa; Chordata; Hyperoartia; Petromyzontiformes; Petromyzontidae. Gene Ontology annotation, molecular function: DNA binding; protein dimerization activity.